This is a messenger RNA of Aegilops tauschii subsp. strangulata, 2264 nucleotides long. The record is from RefSeq and is a predicted model, not a curated record. NCBI's taxonomy places the organism in Eukaryota, Viridiplantae, Streptophyta, Magnoliopsida, Poales, Poaceae.
UCAGAUGAACAGUUCGUGUUAGCAUUUUGAAUUUUUAACAUGUAAGGAGCAAUCAGAUGAACAGUUCAUGUUUGCAAAGUAGCAGAGUCUGUUAGACAUGUCUUUCUUUUUUGACCUCUACAUCAAAACUCAUAUAUCAAAGUAGCAGUCUGUUCACGUGAUCGGUUUGCAAUCAGACAAACAGUUGAUGUUAGCAUUAUUAAUAUGUAAGCAGCAAAGUCAGUUUACAAGUAUUUGCUAAUAACCUAAGGCUGUUGGACAUGUCUUUCUUUUUUUUAUAGUUACAUAUGGGGAAUCCACACAGCAAGCCAACGGAGCAGACGACAUCGUCACAUGUACCUCCAGGUAUAUGUCCAACUAUAAAUUGUGCUAUACAUGUCAAACACCAUCCCAGGAGACUGAAUGUGUUGCAGGCCCGAUGGAGGUGACAAAUGUUAACUACUAUAACCAAGGGAUUAUACCCGUAGCCGACGAUGUUGACAAAAUUUACCCAAGUAGUCCAGCUAUAAGGCUGUGCAAAAUUACAGAGCUUAAUUCUAUGUGAUCAAUCAUACUUAACAGACUUGGGCACGACCGAUUCUAAUGGAUCAAGCACGUGACUUGAAGGAGUCCAUAUUACUCCCUCGGAACGGGUGAUAGUUGAACAGACCGAUGGUGAUAGCACAUAUGAUAGUCCAGGUAUAUAUGUACCUCCAGGUAUAUGUUCAACUACAAAUUUUGCUAUACAUGUCAAGCACCAUCACAGGAGACUGAAUGUGUUGCAGACCCGAUGGAUGGGACAAAUGUUGACGACUAUAACCCAGAUAUUAUACCCGUAGGCAACAAAGUUGACAAUAUUUACCCAAGUAGUCCAGGAGUCCAUAUUACUCCAUCUGAACGGAUCAUACUUGAACAGACCGAUGGUGAUAGCACAUAUGUGCAUCAACCUUCCCAUCUGAUUUCGGACAACCCUCCGAUCUCAUUCCUAUAUAAUGGAGAUUCGUUGCCGGCUCCCAGUAAUCUGACACGAAAUUAUGCGACAGAUGUACCACAAAGUUCAAAUGGUAUUACCUCAUACAUCUUGGACACGAACGCUUCUUCUGCACCGGAGAAGGAGGCACAGGUUCAUCUUUGAUCCCUGGACACAAACGCUUCCUUCCUGCAAGUAAGUAGAAUGUGUUUUCAGCUCGCUCCUACACAACUUGAGGCCUUGCACGUCUGAGUGGAGCGCCCAGGCGGAUCUUUGGUUAAUAAGGUUCAUCUUCACGCCAGAGAUCAGGGGACUCAGUUUCCUUUUGGUUGAUCAUCCUGUAGCAACAGAAAUUAAAUGGAUCAACCUGUAGUUACCGAUGUUAUUGCAUAAAUAGUUACCGAUGUUAUAUGGUCUAGCUUUGCAACAUAAUCACGUUCUUCUGCACCUGUAGUCACCGAUGUUAUAUGGUGUUGUCAGACAUAAUUUAACUUUGUCCGCGGAAUUUCUCACCUUCUAGGAAAUCAAGAGAUAUGCGCUGUUGAUGAGUUGUUCAUUAUACGGCCUACUUACAGAUGGUAUAAGCAAUCAUGAAAAUGCAAACAAAAUGAAGUAUGCCUCCAUCAAGAGUAGACCAAGAAACUGAUAUCAAUGCAAAUGAGAUUACAAUUUUAGACGGUUUCCCUUAACAGCCGAUGACCAACUAUAUUCUUCCUUGAGUGAUUUUUACUGAUGUUAACAGCGGAAUGUUGGUCAUUUUCAGAGUAUAGUCCAAGGCACUUCUGCACAUCUAUGAGGUACCUGCAAGUACCAUAGUUGGUUAUCAUUUUGCAUCUGGUUACAAUAAAAUGCUAUCUAGAUCACAUACAUGAAUCCGACUUUUUUCUAAUUAGUGAGGUUGUCACAUACAUGCUCACACUCAUAUCCUUAAUGAGUAUACAAGUGUACCCAGAAUACAACCCCCCUUACUAAGCCUUUUGUCCCAAACAAGUUGGGGUAGGCUAGAUAUGAAACCCUUUUACGAGGACUUCCCAGGAGGUCACCCAUCCUAGUACUACUCUCGCCCAAAUGGGUUUCAUACCCAAAGGACUGGCUAGUUUUUACGUUGGCUUGCCAAGCCUAUCACAACCCUUAGAUAUGAAACCCUUUCCCGAGGACUUCCGAGGAGGUCACCCAUCCUAGUACUACUCUCGUUCAAAUGGGUUUCAUACCCAUGGGACUGGCUAGUUUUUACGUUGGCUCGCCAAGCCUAUCACAACCCUCCUCCUUUACCCGGGCUUGGGACCGGCUAUGCCUAGAAGACAUAGGCGGAGUU